Bombus impatiens (common eastern bumble bee) is the source of this 504-nucleotide messenger RNA. RefSeq names its product eukaryotic translation initiation factor 5B-like. Lineage: Eukaryota; Metazoa; Arthropoda; Insecta; Hymenoptera; Apidae. The transcript has a single exon. The annotation marks the transcript as partial. The record is from RefSeq and is a predicted model, not a curated record.
GAAUGGGGAAAUAGUCAGGAAGGGAAAAAAGCAAAAAAGAGAAAGAAGAGACUAGAAGAGAUAAGAAAAGGAGGGACGCAGAUAGAAACAAGAGAGGAGCAAGAAAGGAUGACAGCAGACCAAAUUAUAGAAGAAAGAAGAAAGAGAGAAACAGAAGAGAGGGGGGAAAGGAUAAGAGAAUCCAAGUACAACAUACGCUACAGAAACAUAGCCAAAGAGAAAUUACCAAAAUACUUAGAAGGGAGGAUGAAGUGGAAGAACAGAAGAAUACUAGCAAGAUUCAGAUGCGGAAACGAGACUGGAAAGAAGAGGGGGGAAAAAUGCAGACUAUGCAGAAGGAAAGAAGAAGACCUAAGACACGUAAUAGAAGAAUGUGAAAUAACGGGAGGACCAAAAGACAUAGGAAAAACGCUGAACGAGACUGGAGAAGGUUUAGCAGAACUGAAAGCAAUAAUAGAGAAGAGAAGGGCAAACGACAAGGAGGAGGCAUAACAAGGAGGUUAA